This is a messenger RNA of Pseudopipra pipra, 691 nucleotides long. RefSeq names its product zonadhesin-like. The record is from RefSeq and is a predicted model, not a curated record. The coding region runs from base 30 to 656 and encodes 208 amino acids. Lineage: Eukaryota; Metazoa; Chordata; Aves; Passeriformes; Pipridae. The transcript has 5 exons.
UUUUCCCCCCCUCCAGCCCCCCCAAAAAAAUGUCCCACGAGGAGCCUCCGCCGCUUCCAGGCGAAGCCCCCCCGGUCCUGACUCGGCUGCUGCAGAUUUUGGGGGACGAGGGGCUGAGACCCCAAGUCAGGAAGGAGCUGCACAAGGCCGAGGCCUCCCUGGCCCGUUCCCAGGAGAUCCGGUUCCGCUGGGAAACCCUCUGGAGAAUUUUGGGGGAGAUCCUGAGGGACCCCCGGGGUUUGGAGCCUUCUGUGCUGCAGGAGCUGCAGGAGGAGCUCACCUGGGCCCAGGUGAGGAGGGGCCACCCCGAAAUCGCCCCCCUGGUGCCUCCCCCCAAGCGCUCCCCGUCCCUCCCCCCCCUCCUGCUGCCGGAGCUGGAGCGGCGCCUGCGGGAAAACCGGGAGCAACUCCAGGAAUUCCUGCUGGGAAUUCCCCCAAAUCCCCCGGGAAUUCCCCAAAAUCCCCCGGAAUUCCCCCAAAUCCCCCCGGAAUUCCCGGAAAUCCCGAGGGAAUUCCCCAAAAUCCCGAAGGAAUUCCCCAAAAUCCCGAGGGAAUUCCCGGAAAUCCCGAGGGAAUUCCCGGAAUUGCGGAGGGAAUUCCCGGAAUUGUGGAGAAGGCCCCCGAGGGGCUCCUGGAGGCGCAGAGGCUGCGGCUGAGGCGGGAGAGGCGGCGGGAGAGGGAACUGCGGGAA